Molecule: messenger RNA, 6638 nt
Organism: Myxocyprinus asiaticus (Chinese sucker)
Lineage: Eukaryota; Metazoa; Chordata; Actinopteri; Cypriniformes; Catostomidae
Product: cytosolic carboxypeptidase 1-like
Exons: 27
Coding region: 368-3814 (1148 amino acids)
Biological process (GO): C-terminal protein deglutamylation; protein side chain deglutamylation; proteolysis
Molecular function (GO): metallocarboxypeptidase activity; zinc ion binding
Source: RefSeq, a predicted model, not a curated record
AGAAUACAAGCUGAAAUUCACAUCAGACAUAACAGACCCCAGGCAUGGACAUUCCCACACACUGAAGACUGUUCUGCUUUUUUAACUGGACUGAUCUGGACAGAUGGUGGACCAGAACUCAUGAUCAUAAUACUGCAACUUCCUUUACUAACAAUUCUGGUCGAGCAGGAGUUGCCAUUGAAUUCAGAUCUACGUUGCUGGGACGCGCCCUCACUUCCGAGUGUCUUUGGCUUUUAUGGUAAAUAACAAUACCAUCAGGGGGCUUGUGUGUGUGUUGCCAAGAGAAUACGGUGCAAGGAGUUCAGAUGGCACAGAUUCUGCAUGCUUUAAAGCAGCUAGUUUGACCUCCUAAUAAAUGUGACAAGAAAUGAAUAAACCCAAAAUGGCAGCUGAAAAAGGUGCUUCCCGAGUGCUGAUGUUGUUGGGUCAGCUAGAAAGACUGAAUGAAGAGCCCAAAGCCUCUGAUACUGAUGCCACCCGACAGAUCACAGGCAAAAUCCUUCAUCUCAUCCAGACUCAAGAGAAGACCCGAAAGGAGAUGGUGUCUAAAGGCUCCAGCGGGAUGGAGGUUAUUCUCUCUUUUCUUGAGAACACACGGGAUUUGCAGACCACCCUGAACAUCCUCAGUAUUUUAAAUGAACUGUUGACUGUGGGUGGAGGCCGUAGGACUGGAGUGUUUGUGUCUAAGGGAGGAACAGCAAUUCUGCUGCAGCUGCUGGUGAGCUCCAGCAAAGACCUUCCUCUGAAUGAAGAACUAAUGCUGCACAUUCACUCUCUUCUGGUUAAAGUCGGCCCGAAAGACAGGAAGUUUGGUGUUAAAGCACGUCUGAACGGGGCACUGAAUGUGACAGUGAAUCUAGUGAAACACAAUCUGCAGAACUACAAGCUGCUGUUGCCAUGCGUACAGGUGCUGCGUGUCUACUCAGGCAACUUGGUAAAUGCUGUGUCUCUGGGAAAGAGUGGCGCUUUGGAGCUCAUGUUUGAAAUCAUCGGACCCUUCAGCAAAAAGAGCACCACUUUGCUCAAGGCGGCCCUGGACACACUAGCAGCGUUACUGAAGUCCAAAAUGAAUGCCCGGCGGGCAUUGGACAGAGGCUAUAUGCCGACUGUACUCGCCAUCUACCAGGACUGGCACCGUAACGACACUCGCCAUCGUCACAUGAUCAUUCGCAAGAGCAUUCUGGGAUGUAUUAAAAACCUCACAAAUAUAAAGCUUGGCAGGAAGGCCUUCAUAGACGCCAACGGCAUGAGGAUCCUUUAUAGCACAUCCACUGAGUGCCUGCCCGUCCGGACACUUGAUCCACUGGUCAAUACCUCCAGCCUUAUUAUGAGGAAGUGCUUUCCAAAGAACCGCCUACCACUGCCUACUAUUAAAAGUGUCUAUCAGCACGCACUAUCACACAUACCAGCUGGGGGACCAGUCGCACAGCUUUACAGCCAGCCUCCAGGAGUGGAUGAUGUUGUUGAUGAGAGUGAUGAGAAUGAAGCCACAGAGGUUGACACAGAAAAUGACACGGAAAAUGAGGAUGAUGAAAUUGAUCACAAAACCCAGAAUUAUGACAUAGAGACGGAUAUCAACAAAUUACUUCCCAGACAGAUGCAGACAUGUCCGUUUGAUGAGCUGAGAGUCUACGAGCGUUUCUGUCUUGAAUUCACACAUGAUUUUGAGGAUAAUGACUUUGAAAGCCAUGGAUCUGUCAUGCCUCCAACAAGCAUCGAGCCAGAUCUUCAUUGCCCCCUCAUCAUUCCCACCACGCUUGCGCCCAUCAGCCCUCAAAAUAGUCACCCACAGAACAUUCAGCCACCACAGUCAAAUCACUCUCCUUUGGAGCUGGACAGCAUCUCCAUAUCAAAAACUCUAGAGUGCAAACACGAUCCUGAUCUGGUGUGUAGUUUGGGUCUGCUGGUUCUGGAUGAUGGGGUCUCUAUGAACGGAGGAUAUGGGGGCGGGCCACAGGAGGAGAGCGGGGAUCAGGCGGAGAUUGAGGUGCCAGAUACAGCUGCACUUCUGCCGCUACACGACCCUGAUCUCUACUUAGAGAUGGUGAAGAGCACCCGCUCAGUGCCCGCAUACACAGAGGUGGCAUACCCUGAUUACUUUGGGCACGUGGCACUUAACCUACGUGAGCCCAUUCUAGAGAGGGUUUAUGGCGUGCAGAGCAGAAUGAAGAUCUUCCAGGACAUUGAGAGGCUCAUUCACCCCAGUGACAUCCUCGAUAUAGUCGUAUAUGACUUAGAUAAUAUGAGUUGUCCAAUUCUUGAAAACGGGGAGUCCCUCAAGUUCAACUCUAAAUUUGAGUCUGGAAACCUACGCAAAGCAAUACAAGUCCGAAAGUUUGAGUAUGACUUGAUCCUGAACUCGGAUAUCAACAGCAAUCACUAUCACCAGUGGUUUUAUUUUGAAGUGGGCAAUAUGCGCCCGGGAGUUCGUUAUCGGUUCAACAUCAUUAACUGUGAGAAGUCCAACAGCCAAUUCAAUUAUGGUAUGCAGGUGCUGAUGUAUUCAGUACAGGAAGCCAUCAACGGUAGUCCCCAAUGGGUUAGAACUGGAUCAGACAUCUGCUACUACAAGAAUCAUUUCUCACGAAGCUCCAUUGCGGCCGGAGGUCAAAGGGGCAAAUCCUACUUCACCAUGACCUUCACCGUGACUUUUCAGCAUAAAGAUGAUGUUUGCUACUUUGCCUACCAUUACCCAUACACUUACUCAAUGCUGAAGAUGCACCUGCAGAAGUUGAGUGCUCUGCGUACUGCUGAGAUCUACUAUAGACAGGAUGAGCUGUGUGAAACACUGGGAGGAAACAGCUGCCCUCUGCUCACCAUCACAGCCAUGCCAGAGUCCAGCAGCAAUGAGCACAUCAGCCAGUUCAGGAGUCGUCCGGUGGCGUUUCUCUCAGCACGGGUUCAUCCAGGUGAGACUAACUCCAGCUGGGUGAUGAAGGGUUCUCUGGAGUUCCUCAUGAGCUGCAGUCCUCAAGCUCAGAGUCUGAGAGAAAGCUACAUCUUCAAGAUCAUCCCCAUGCUCAACCCUGAUGGAGUCAUCAAUGGCAAUCAUCGUUGUUCUCUGAGUGGGGAGGAUCUGAACAGACAGUGGCAGAACCCUAAUGCAGAGCUGCACCCCACCAUCUAUCACGCCAAGAGUCUCCUUCAGUAUCUCAGAGCUACAGGAAGAACUCCACUGGUGUUCUGUGAUUAUCACGGUCAUUCACGGAAGAAGAAUGUGUUCAUGUACGGCUGUAGUAUAAAGGAGACGGUGUGGCAGACCAAUGUCAACACCAGCAACUGUGACCUACAUGAGGACCUGGGAUACAGGACUCUGCCUAAGCUACUGUCUCAAAUGGCUCCGGCGUUCAGUCUGUCCAGCUGCAGUUUUGUAGUGGAACGAUCCAAAGAGGCCACGGCUCGUGUGGUGGUGUGGAGGGAGAUUGGCGUCCAGCGCAGUUACACUAUGGAGAGCACCCUCUGUGGCUGUGACCAGGGCAAAUACAAGGGUCUCCAAAUUGGCACGAGAGAACUGGAGGAGAUGGGAGCUCAGUUUUGCAUGGGUCUGCUCAGGCUAAGACACUUCACGAACCCCUUAGAGCUCCACAACCACAACUCGCACCUGGUGGACAUGGAGAACGACAUGCCAAACAUCACCAGUACCACCACACACGUGCUGGAGGAGGAUGAGCCAGCGUUCUUGGAGGAAGUCGACUACAGCGCAGAAAGCAAUGAUGAGAACGACCCUGAUCUUGAACCUGAUCUCCAGGGUAACCGUGUCCUCCCAGACCCCAGCUCUGACUCGGAGCUCAGCCGCCAAGACUCUCUUACCUAAAACUGCACCAGGCUCAUAUUAGUCCUUAGGGCUGUAGCCAAACUUGACUCUUAACCCAACACUCAAUGGUUUUUUGCCUGUGUUACACAUUACCUGUGUUUGCCUACUUUAUAGAAUCCUGUUUAAACUUCUUUGUUCGCAAGAUUUACCUGAAUCAGAAUAACCAAACCUCAAGAUCAGCUUCAUGACAGCAAACCAAAACAACUGCACCUCAAAGCAUCUUGCAGAAGAUCCUUAAAUACAUUUCAGACCAUGGCACAGAUAGUUGCUUUAAGAGUUGUAGCUCAGUAACAUUAUGUAUAAAGCGAUAUAGAACAAGAUUGAAAUAUUAUAUGAUCUUAAAUAACAAUACUAACUUAAAGUAAUAGUCAUUGUUUAUUCACCCUAAUGCAGUUCCAUGAGAAAAUGAUGACAAUGUUUUCAUUUUUGUGCGAAUUAAACCUCUUAACUGGCAGACCCACCUGAGGGACGGAGUGGACACAGCUAUUAUAGGGUUAACCCUGAACUAUAAAGGGUUAACCAUGGUUAACCUUAUAAUAGCUGUGUGCACUCUGUCCCUCAGGUGGGUCUGCAAGUUAAGAGGUUAAGAAAAUCGUAAAUGUAAUAGUCCCAAUAAUAAGAAGUUGGAUUGAGGUGUUAAUUGUAUUCAUGACAAAUUGUAAAUGCUUUUUUAAUUAUGGCACUAUAUUAGGAAAGAUCAUUACCAUUUUAUAAAUAUCCAUGUUCACUUCAUACCAGAUUGAGAUAUUACUAAGAACAGACUGUAAUCCAGAUACAUCGACUCAUCAGUUUUACAACAUACUCAUCACAGAAACGAGAUCAAAGCUGCACGCCCACAAAAACGGCUCAGUGUACAACGAUGCAAUCUAAGGAAUGUAACCACCCUUAUUCUCAAAAGAACACUCACCUCCACACUUCCUGUGGAGUCCUGAUGGGGUCACCGUUUGGUCGCAGUCUUAGACCACUAUUGUUCGUGUGUGUACUGUAUGUGCGCCGCAUUUUUGUGGCUGUAUUUGCAUUUUAAUUGGGAGAGCUUGUAUAUUUUAAUUUGGAUGUCAAUAUUUCUUUCUUUGUUGCAUUUGUAUAAUUAGUGAAUGACCUUUGGAAGUUGCCUCUUAAUUUAUUUUAUUAGUUUUAUUUGGGAGAGUGCUAAGGUAAAACUUGAUUGUGUGUGUGUGUGUGUGUGUGUGUGUGUGUGUUUAUACUACAUUGUGGGGUGAGAUCACCUACCUUGUGGGGCCCAGUUAGUGGUCCUCAUGAGGGAAAUGGCUUAUUAAACAUACUAAACUAUGUUUUUUUGAAAAUGUAAAAAUGCAAAAAGGUUUCUGUGAGGGUUAGGUUUAGGGGUAGGGUUAGGGGAUAGAAAUUAUGAUUAGAUCUGUAUAAAAUCCAUAAAAUGCAUGGAAGUCUAUUGAGAGUCCCCACAAUGAUAUAAAAACAAGUUUGUGUGUGUCUGUGUUUGAUGUCAGCAGAUGGGAACCGUACUAAAUGUGCGUAUGAGAUGCGAAAAACACAAGUAAAUUUGGUUUUAUUGCAGUGUUUGCAAAUCUUUGAUGAGAAAUGUGGUUAAUAAACACUUAAGUUAAGCCUGUCUCACAGUAGCAUUUCUAGCAGUUGCACUUCACAACAAUUUGUUGGUAAGGAAGUUUAGAAGUUGUAAGAAAAUAAAUUGCAAACUUGUUCAUUAUAAUUUGAAUAGAUAACUGUAUUUUCAUUUUGGCAGUGUUAUAACACACACACAAAACUAAACCAUGACAUUUCUCUUUCAUAACAUGUUUUGUUGCAGCCGUUACAACCAAUUUGUUGCAAUCAAAAGUUUAAUAUGAAAAAGAUCAAACAAUAUUUUUUGAUGGAACAUGCUGGGACAAAGACAAAUUCUGAUUCAAAUUCAUAUAUAUAUAUAUAUCAUUCUAACACACACAUGUAAUAAUGAAUGGAGACAUGCAAAUUGGCUGGCUGAUAUUCAGACGAACAACACCCUAACAAUGAAAUUAAAAUUUGAUUAUGAUUCAUUUAUUUGUUAUUUUGCAUUACAAACUAAACAGUUAAAUUUACCUAAUAAUGUGACUAGGUUCAUUAUCUAGAUCAUAUUUUGAGAAGUAAUAGAUACACUCCAAAUACAAAUGACAACAUUUCCUGAGAACAACCUAUAUUUGAAUAAAUGUUUAGGAAAAAAAACCCCAUAAAACAUAGGCAUUUUUCACAUUCAGACUGAUGUACCAAGUGCUUAAGUGAAUGAUCAGACAGGAAAGAGUGAAAAGAGAGAGUCAAAAAGUGGCAGAGCGAGAGUGAGGCGUGUCUUGAACAGUGGAAGAAUGCUAAUUCACAGUCGGCGUGCCAAACGAAAGGUCCCGUCUUUUCAGCUCUAUCACUUCCUCUCUCUUUUCAGCAUCCCCUCAUUUUCUACAGCAUAGAAACAAAAGACUCAAUCCCAGCUGCUGUUCAAAGAUGGUUGCAUUCACAUCAGACCCCUAAUUAACCACACAUGCAUUUGACAUGCAUGUGUCAACACAAUCUGAUGCUCUGCUGACUUAAUUAAAAGGAAUCCACCAAUUGUUUUCAUGUAACUCCAUUCAUCAGAGAGAUUUUAAUCAAUGAUUUGAUGAGACUGACGUUAUAGCUUUCUCUCUCUCUCUCUCUCUCUAGCAUUCUCACUUGUUUACAAAUAGUUUUUAAAGAUAUGUUGUGGCAGCAGGGGCGUGGUCAAGCGUCCGGCACAAGGAAGGCCACGGUGCUUCUGAAGCUGCUACGUUUAAUCUGUUAUAUUUGUGAAGCUGAUGUGUUUAAGUUACUACGUGACUGUGAAGCUGAUGAGUUUGUGAAG